AAAGGGAGCAGCUUAUAGAGUUACCUUAUAUCAUUGCAGCUCGACGAUGCGGGCGACGACGAGGAGAACGAAAGACGGGCAGCCCUGGAAGACGUGGAAGAGCUGGGCGACAUGGGCGACAUGGGCGACAUGGGAGAACCUGGUCCUCUGGGCGCUCGGCGCUGUGAGAGGCCACGGGCAACACGCUAGAAUGGCUCUAGAAGAAGAGGCCCACCGUCCCAUCCACCGUCCAAUCCACCGUCCACCGUCCACCGUCCAUCCAGGCCCAUCCUCCAAAUGCCCGCCCCUUUGCGACUUUACUCAUCGCUGACCCCGUCCUGCCGCCAAUGAGCAUCGACGCCCACGAGGCCAGCUCCCAGCGGCUUGACGCUGGCUCCAGCCUCUAGUCUUCCACUCUCCAAUCUCCAAUCGCCAAUCUCCAGUCUCCCGAGUCCCAAUCUUCCUCCCCGUACGGACUC
Amorphotheca resinae ATCC 22711 is the source of this 458-nucleotide messenger RNA. RefSeq lists its product as hypothetical. The coding region runs from base 47 to 310 and encodes 87 amino acids. Lineage: Eukaryota; Fungi; Ascomycota; Leotiomycetes; Helotiales; Amorphothecaceae. The record is from RefSeq and is a predicted model, not a curated record. The transcript has 2 exons.